Messenger RNA from Echinococcus granulosus, 1830 nucleotides. RefSeq names its product Pescadillo. The coding region runs from base 1 to 1830 and encodes 609 amino acids. The record is from RefSeq and is a predicted model, not a curated record. Gene Ontology annotation, molecular function: RNA binding. NCBI's taxonomy places the organism in Eukaryota, Metazoa, Platyhelminthes, Cestoda, Cyclophyllidea, Taeniidae. Gene Ontology annotation, biological process: maturation of LSU-rRNA from tricistronic rRNA transcript (SSU-rRNA, 5.8S rRNA, LSU-rRNA); ribosome biogenesis. Gene Ontology annotation, cellular component: nucleolus; PeBoW complex. The transcript is spliced from 10 exons.
AUGCGCCGCCAAAAGAAGAAUGAAAAGGGAACGGUUGCAGCGUACCUAAGCCAGAAACAGGCGAUGCGGAAACUGCAACUAGGUUUAUCCAACUUUCGGCGUAUAUGCAUCCUGAAAGGUAUCUAUCCAGUUGAACCGAAAAAUAAAAAGAAGGCUGGUCUCGGGAACUCGCAGCCAAAGAUAUAUUUUCACUCCAAAGAUAUCGCAUUUCUUGCAAGGGAACCUUUAAUAGAGACCUUUCGAAAGUUGCGUGUGCAUCAGAAACGCUUAAGGAGGGCGCGUGAAAAACUUGAUAAAGAUAAGGAGUAUCGGCUAAGGAUGAACAAACCAACCUACACCCUGCAUCAUUUGGUUCGGGAACGAUAUCCCACGCGCAGUGAUGCUCUUCGGGACUUAACCGACAGUCUUAACCUUGUCUUCCUGUUUGCGAGAUUGCCGCGCUUGACACAAUUUCAUCCCGCCCUAAUUUCAUUGUGUCGCAGGUUUUCUGUGGAGUUUUUGCACUACGUCAUCGCUGUACGAUGUAUUCGAAAAGCUUUCAUUACUAUCAAGGGUUUUUUUCUGGAAGCCGUAAUUGAUGAGAUUCCAGUAGUAUGGGUGAUUCCACAUCAGGCCGCCACGCAUACGCCAACAGAUGUAGAUUAUCGUCUUUUGGCAACAUGUGUUGAGUUUGAUGUUACGUUGCUUGGAUCUUUGCUAUGCAAUCUUUAUAAGCAGGCUGGUCUCUUAUAUCCUCCAGAAUUUAACACCCCAAAUAUCAAUGCUCCGUCUUCCUCAUACUGUACGCCUGAAAAUAUGCAUUUCGAGUUUCUUGCCUCUUUUUCGUUCCCAAUAAAGGGAUCUGAGAAAAAUAGCGCUGAUUCUGUUCAAUUGGAUGAUUUAAUGGAACUUCAAGCAAUUGACGACUCUGUCACAGCAGCAGUUAACAAACAAAUCCAGGCUCAGAGAAUCCAACACAUUUUUGACGGCAAACACUUCUUCUUUAACCGCGAGGUACCCAAAGAGGUUCUUACAGUAAUUAUUCGGUCGUGUGGUGGUGAUUGCAGCUGGGAUGCCACCUCCGGUCUGGGCGCAACCUACACUGAGGACGAUGGUCGCAUUGAUUAUCAAAUUGUGGACAGACCAAUGAAAGAGAUGAAAUCAAAUCGGCGACCCCAGUGGGUAUUUGAUAGUUUGAACGCAGGUCGUCUUUUGCCGACCCAGGACUACCUGCCAUCGGUAUCUCUCCCUCCGCACCUCUCACCGUUCGCCACCGCAUUGACUGCAGACCCGCGGACAGCCAUGGCGGAAGCGCUGAAACAGGCAGCUGCGGUGAGUGCCGCUCCUGGCUUUGGUGCCGGCUCCGCGCUCUAUCGACCUCCCGAAGUGGACUACCUCGCUGGUCUUGUCUCCCUCGCAGAAGUGCGUGGCGCUGCUGUCGCUGCUGCUCAGACCGACGAAACCUCUGGCAACCAGCAAAAGGAGGGAGGGGAAGAGGGGCAUUUGGAAGUUGGGGGGGAGGAAAAGAAAGGUUCAAAGAAGAACAAAACGAACAAGCACAAUGUCAUCAGGGCUCUGAAGAAAGGAAAGAAAGCUGUAGUGAAACCGGGUCAGUCAGUGAACCAGCUGGUCGUUAAGAUGGCUGAACGAGCCGAGGAGAAUGCCCAACGUAAACUUCGUGAAAUGAUGCUACCCAAACGGCAUAAGAACCUCUACAGGAAGAUGGUGCAUGCCCAAAAGGCCGCAGACAAGGAUAUGCGGCAAUUGGCUGAGCGCAGAAAGGCCUUUGAGAAGUUUAAGUCAACGGUCCCAGAGGAAACCGAAAUAAUGGCACCGAAGUACAACUUGUGA